AUGUCGUCCAUGCGAAAUGCCGUCCAGAGACGGCAACAUCGUGAGAGAGGUCAACUUCAAGGCCGAGAGAAAUGGGGUAUUCUCGAAAAGCACAAGGACUACUCCCUCCGUGCCAAAGACUACAAUGCCAAAAAAGCCAAGCUUAAGCGCCUCGAAGAGAAGGCUCGCGACCGCAACCCGGAUGAAUUCGCCUUUGGGAUGAUGACCGACCAGGCGCGGGCCCAGGGCAAACACGGACGAGCAUCGCGUGAUUCAGCUGCUGCUCGAGGACUCAGCAAUGAAGCGAUCAAGUUGCUUAAGACGCAGGAUGCUGGGUACCUCCGGACAGUUGGAGAGCGGGUACGGAGAGAGAUGGAGCGGGUGGAGCAGGAGGUGCGGCUGCAGGAUGGAAUGCAGAAGGUUCUUGGGAUUGAGAAGGAGGAUAAGAAGGAAGAUCAGUCUGAGGAUGAUGACGAUUUCGAUUUCGAUUUCGACUUGGAUGAGGAGGAUCAGAACAAGAAAUCGCGCAAGUUGGUUUUCGCGGAUGAUCGUCAAGAGCUGAGAGCUAUGAAGAAGCGGCGGAUUCAGGAUGAAGAGGAGGAGGAUGAUGAUGAGGACGACGACUCGUUUGGAAAGAAGCUCAACCAGAAGAAAACGCCUAAACAGCUCGCGGCUGAGCGACAAGCACUGGUUGAAGCCCGUCGGACACGCAAGAUGAAAAAGAGGGCCACAGAAGCGAGAGAAAACAAGUUGAAGAGUCUCAAAAAGCAGCAUGCCGAUAUCACCGCCGCAGAGAGGGAGUUGGAUUGGCAGCGGGGGAAGAUGGAGCACUCAGUGGGAGGAACUAACAAGAACGGCAUCAAGUGGAAGAUCAGAGAGCGCAAGAGGUGA
This is a messenger RNA of Aspergillus wentii DTO 134E9, 870 nucleotides long. Its product is annotated as rRNA-processing protein UTP11. NCBI's taxonomy places the organism in Eukaryota, Fungi, Ascomycota, Eurotiomycetes, Eurotiales, Aspergillaceae. Bases 1 to 870 code for a protein of 289 amino acids. Gene Ontology annotation, biological process: rRNA processing. Gene Ontology annotation, cellular component: small-subunit processome; nucleolus. The transcript is spliced from 2 exons. The record is from RefSeq and is a predicted model, not a curated record.